GCCUCCUCUCCCAGGUGACAGAUGAUAAACUUUUGGUUGCUCAACUCCAAGCAGGACUCUGGCACCUACACAGUUUCUUCCCUUAUUGUGUCUUCAUCUGAUGAAUGUGCUCUCCACAGCAGGACCACUGCCAGCAGCACUUGGGGACAACUACAGAGGAGCACCUGGGAAUGGCUGUCCCAACCGUUGUGACAAUCCAGCCGCAGUACGGUGGGGCCAUGUCCUCUGUCUCGAGAUGCACUUGGCAGACAGGCCUGAUGGACUGCUGCUCUGACUGUGGCGUCUGCUGCUGCGGGAUGUUCUGCUUCCCCUGCCUGGCAUGCCAAGUGGCUGGGGACAUGAACGAGUGCUGCCUGUGUGGGACCAGCGUGGCCAUGAGGACCCUCUACCGCACCAGAUACAACAUCCCGGGGUCCAUUUGCUCUGACUACUGUGUCACCCUGUGGUGCACCGUGUGCUCUGUUUGCCAAAUGAAGAGAGACAUCAACCGCAGGAGGGAGCUUGGCAUAUUCUGAUGCUGCCAUCCUCGCUGCAUCCUUGGAGCUGCUGCAAGCAGGAGUCACCACUGCUCUGACUGUUGGGAAAUGCACCAUGUGGAGCUUGUCUUGAUUGCAUUUGAUUUUCCCUACUUAACUGCAGAAAUAAAGUUUUGAGUUUGUCUUCCUA
This is a messenger RNA of Motacilla alba alba, 666 nucleotides long. It is a transcript of the gene PLAC8, whose product is annotated as placenta associated 8. Bases 105 to 515 code for a protein of 136 amino acids. The transcript has 5 exons. Lineage: Eukaryota; Metazoa; Chordata; Aves; Passeriformes; Motacillidae. The record is from RefSeq and is a predicted model, not a curated record. Gene Ontology annotation, biological process: positive regulation of transcription by RNA polymerase II.